This is a messenger RNA of Gigantopelta aegis, 2767 nucleotides long. Its product is annotated as cation-dependent mannose-6-phosphate receptor-like. Bases 563 to 1369 code for a protein of 268 amino acids. Gene Ontology annotation, cellular component: trans-Golgi network; Golgi apparatus; endosome. Lineage: Eukaryota; Metazoa; Mollusca; Gastropoda; Neomphalida; Peltospiridae. The record is from RefSeq and is a predicted model, not a curated record. Gene Ontology annotation, molecular function: protein domain specific binding. Gene Ontology annotation, biological process: protein targeting to lysosome. The transcript has 6 exons.
AAGCUGGGUCGAGUUGGUACCAUUUGGGGAUGAGUUGAAUAAACAGUCUGGGGCAAGCUGGGUCGAGUUGGUAACAUUUGAGGAUGAGUUGAAUAAACAGUCUGGGGCAAGCUGGGUCGAGUUGGUAACAUUUGGGGAUGAGUUGACUAAACAGUUUGGGGCAAGCUGGGUCGAGUUGGUAGGUGGUGACCAGCAUUCGUUGUUGAUUAUUUGGAUGUUUUCAUUCUUCUUCUUUUUUUUCUUUUUUCUUUUUUUUCUCUUCUUUUUUUCUGUCUUUUUUUGUCUUUGUCUUCUGCUGGUUGUUGUUUUUUAAAUUGACGUGCAAGUAGAUGAAUCAUUGAAUAAUAAUAAGUUGCAGUAGAAUAUGUUAUCUUUAUCGGCAAUGGAAAUCGAUUUGAUUUAAUGCAACCCAAAUCAUGAAUUUAUUUUGACCAAUGAUAACACAUUACGUGACAUUCUGCGGAUCUGUAAAUGUACUUCCCAUAUCCUUCCGGGUUUUGUCGGCUGCAUUAAGUUGAAGAUUGUUACGUUUAUUUUGUGAAAAAUUUUCCCUAAUUAAGCAAUGAAAGUCUGGGGAUUGUUUGUUUUUCACACUGCUAGUUUAUUAACGUUAGUUUUAGGGCAAUGCAAAUUCCCAUCGCAUAAAUUGCUCCCGGAGAAAUUGACUGCUUUAAACAAACUGAAGCCUCUUAUGGGGAAACGAUUUAGCGUCGUGGACACAUCUGGAUAUUCAUACAAUGUUGGGAUAUGUACGGAUGCAGAGGCCGAUGGGUCGGCGAAAGAUGUUGGAGUGUUGCAGAAAAAACUGAAAGAUGAAUCGUUUAGAGUAGUCGUCGGUAAAUACACACACUCUCAAAUCAUGGCUGGACCUAACUGGGUGCUGCUGGAGUACGGAGAUGGUAAACCAUAUGGUAACCAUUGCAACAGCGGUCCACGAAGAGCGGUCAUUAUGUUCACCUGUGAUGAAUCAGCAACCGAUUCGAAACCUGGCAUGUUGAUACUGGAGGAAAACACGAACAAGACGAAGGACUGUUACUACCUCUUCCAGCUGGAUCACAAGGAGAUAUGUGACAGAACCAGCUCCACUGUGCUCAGUCUGGGAUCCAUUUUUCUCAUCAUAUUUUUUUCCGUCGUGGCGGUUUACCUGGUGGUGGGUGCUCUAUAUAUGAGAUUUGCUCUUGGUGCUAAAGGUAUGGAACAGAUCCCCAACUAUUCAUUCUGGCAGGACUUUGGAAAUCUUCAAGCUGAUGGGUGUAAUUUCCUGUGCAGAUCGGGUGAUGGAAACAAAGGCCAGCGGAGAUACCAGGGCAUUGGUGAUGACCAGCUUGAAGAGCGGGACGACAGAGACGAUAACUUGUUACCGAUGUGAUGGAAGGACCACUGGUCAAUCACUGGGUCUGACUGAGUGUGUGCAUGCUUGUUCGUGUUCGGCUGUUGGAAGAAUGUGUGACAACAAAGUUAACAUUGCUGAUCAAGGGUCAGAAAUCGUCCUGCCCAUUGCCAGAUUAGGCAAUUACUCAUUUUUAUACAAAGUAGCUGUAACAUUUAGUAUUUGGUUUAAAUUAGCCCUGGGAGCCUUUUGUUUUGGGGGGGGGGGGGGGGGGGGGGGGGGGGCCUUGUUUGGGGUAUUUUUGCUACAGAGUGUGGGAUUGAAAUAAUACUAACAAAUUACUAAAUAAAUUAUGAGUUACAGUAAACUGACUCCUUUUUUCCCCCAGAGGAUGGUCCUACUGUGUUCACAUGUAGCAACACAAUGCAGUAUUAUUUUUGCUAUGAUAGAUUUACAUAAGCUUGUGUAACCCGGCUACAUGUAUAUGUAAGUUAAGCGUCUAUAAAGAUUAGAAUUACAGGCCCAUAGGAACGAUAUCUGGAAGGGGGGGGGGGGGGGGGGGGGGGGGGGGGGGGGAGGGUGCACAAUCUAGUGGGGUUUGGGGAGGAGUCGGGCACAAGCUAUAUUUUUAUCUUUAUUGAUAUAGAGUAGAAAAAGAGAAAAAAAAUUCAUCCUUAAAUGGUGGUGAGCACAGCCCCCGGAUUCUAAAAUAUUACGACGACUUAACUUAUCACUAUUGCUAAUAACUUGGAGACUUGAGUUGUCUUUCGGUUGAAAAAAAUCCAUUUCGCUAGACUAGUGCCUGAAUAUUUUGUUUCUUUUUAUUUAAUAAAAUAAAAUUAGAAUCCAGUUUCUCCAUGACAAUCCCUUAUCUAAUGAAAUUAUUUUGUCUAGUUGGCAAUUUUGGCGAGCUAACAAUAAUUGAGUAGUCCACUACUAAAUGAUCGAACAAUGCACAGCAAGCAAUUUUGUUUAGUCCCAAACUAGACAAAAUGGAGGUUACUAUAGCUUUUGUCUGUCUGUCCAUUUGUCUGUCACAUGUAUAGUCAGGGCAUUAGAUUGCAUUAUAGUCGAGACGAUUACAAACUGAAAAUAUUUCCCUCAAAACCACUGAAAUGUUAACUUUAAUUACUUUACGACCUUCCUGCACUCUGAAAAGACGAGAGUCCCCGUUAUGCCCAAAUUAUUGAGAUCUAACGCCCUGACAGUUUUGUAUACUUUUUUAUUUAUUUGAAAUGCCAUUCAAGUUUAACUUUUUGAUAGAGUUAUGGUCCUUGAGCUUUGGAGAUAAUAAUUUGUUGGGUCUGGUGGUUUCGUGGUUAAGCCAUCGGACAUAAGGCUGGUAAAUACAGGGUUGGCAGCCCGGUACCGGCUUCCACCCAGAGCGAGUUUUAACGAUUCAGUGGGUAGGUGUAAGACCACUACACCCUCAUUUCU